AUGCAUGAAGUAUGUAUACUAUGUACUAGUAAGUUAAUUUGUUUGAUUUUCUUUUCAGGUUCCUUUAACCGAAGAAGGCGAAAUUCCAUAUUUGUCACUGUGACCCUUUUCAUUGUUUCCACGUUAAUUUUAACAGUGGGUCUGGCAGCAACCACUAGAACAGAAAAUGUUACGGUAGGAGGCUACUAUCCGGGUGUAAUUCUUGGAUUUGGAUCCAUACUUGGAAUCAUUGGAUCCAAUUUAAUAGAGAAUAAAAGACAGAUGCUUGUUGCAUCUAUAGUUUUUAUCAGUUUUGGAGUGAUUGCGGCUUUUUGCUGUGCCAUUGUGGAUGGUGUUUUUGCUGCCAGACAUCUAGAUCUUAGACCAAUUUAUGCAGGGAAAUGUCGAUACUUUACCUCUUCAGAUGAAGAUCGAUCCACCGAUGUGAUGUGCCAGAUGCCAACUCGAGGAUCUUGUUCUUUGAAAGUAAAAAGCAACACCUGUUAUUGCUGCGAGCUAUAUAAUUGUGGGAGGGCUGGAGUAACAGGAAUGUAUUACGAGUACGUGGAUGUAAAAAGCUGCCAAGAUGUUAUACAUCUUUACCACUUACUGUGGUCUGUUACUAUACUGAACAUAGUGGGUUUAUUCCUGGGUAUUAUAACAGCUGCAGUACUUGGAGGAUUUAAAGACAUGAAUCCUGCUAUUCCUGCCAUUAGUUGUAUUGUUGAGACCCCACGCCCUACGGUGCAAUACAACACAAGACCACCAGUGCCGUCUUAUAAUACUUAUUAUCACAGCACUCCACACCUGCCACCUUAUACUGCCUAUGACUUACAGCAUUCCAACAUAUUUCCAGCUUCUACACCUUCUGGCUUGUCAGAUGAUCCUACUUCAACAUCGCAAUCCGGUCCCAGCUUCAUGUGGCCAUCCAGUGCUCCACCACGCUAUUCCCCACCUUAUUUUCCACCAGAUGAAAAGCCUCCACCUUACACCCCUUGA
This is a messenger RNA of Staurois parvus, 978 nucleotides long. The record is from the annotation of a GenBank genome assembly. NCBI's taxonomy places the organism in Eukaryota, Metazoa, Chordata, Amphibia, Anura, Ranidae.